This is a messenger RNA of Hevea brasiliensis (rubber tree), 680 nucleotides long. RefSeq lists its product as uncharacterized. NCBI's taxonomy places the organism in Eukaryota, Viridiplantae, Streptophyta, Magnoliopsida, Malpighiales, Euphorbiaceae. The record is from RefSeq and is a predicted model, not a curated record. The transcript has a single exon. Bases 273 to 479 code for a protein of 68 amino acids.
ACACCCCAACUGUAUUGUACACUUGUCAACCAUCCACACCAUGAUCCUGAUGCAGAUUAUCCUCUGCCAAUGCAUGAAAGCUGGAAACUUACGCAUCUAACUCCUCCUUUCACAACCUUCCACGUGUCAAUCAUCCAGCGGUUAGUAUCGCUGCCGCCAAAUUCUCUAAUAUCUCGACCUUAACACGUUCCUUUAUAAUUUAUUUGCCUUCCCAUACCUUGUGGAAACCCGAAUUUGAAAACUACUGAUACCUGGCUAGUCGUCAUAACCUCAUGGUUUGUUUCUGCUUCUUGGUGGACCAAAGAAGGAAGAUUAAGAGAAGCAAGCCGGUGGCCGGAUCCUGUUCGCCCUGCGGUCGCGGAGCUAGCGUGGCUGACAUGAGAACUGCUACAAGGUUUUGUUAUAUUCCAUUUCAUUGGAAAUCUUGGAAAGCUAUCAUUUGUACAUUUUGUGGAUCUAUUCUUAAAUCUUACAGGUAGAAAGUUUUAGAACUAUAUAUCAGAUUAGUUCAUGACUGCAGUAGGGACAAUCUUCUAUUCCUUUUCUGUUUACAUCUGUAGGUAACUCGAUUUAUGCAUUAUUAAUGCAUUUGUUGUGAGCUUGAGAAGCUGCAAUUCAUAUGUAGUUAGCUCAUGUAAGAUGUAUUUGAGAUUCAAUAAUCGUGAGUUUUCUCUUAUUCC